This is a messenger RNA of Alnus glutinosa, 1110 nucleotides long. RefSeq names its product putative pectinesterase 63. The record is from RefSeq and is a predicted model, not a curated record. Gene Ontology annotation, biological process: cell wall modification. Gene Ontology annotation, molecular function: pectinesterase activity. The transcript has 4 exons. Lineage: Eukaryota; Viridiplantae; Streptophyta; Magnoliopsida; Fagales; Betulaceae. Bases 1 to 1110 code for a protein of 369 amino acids.
AUGGCCAAAACAAUCACAUCUAUCGCAGCCCAUGCGGCUCUCACGACAAUUCUCCUCGUUGCUUCCACUGUCAUCUCAGAUGAUACAACGCCGGCACCCGCCGACAAGUCACAACUAAACAACUGGUUCAACGGCAUUGUCAAGCCGUACACGCAGCGCACGGCUACUCUAGACCCCGCACUAGUGGUGGCUGAGAAGAGUGCUAGAGUUAUUAGGGUUAGCAAAACUGGAGGUGGAGGGGGAAAUUUCAAGACCGUCUCCGACGCCAUUAGAAGCAUUCCGCCGGGGAAUACCAAACGUGUCAUUGUGUAUAUUGGACCUGGAGUAUACCAUGAGAAAAUUAAAAUCGAACGGACUAAGCCGUUUGUUACUCUAUAUGGAUCGCCCGGAAACAUGCCAACUUUGACAUUUUCCGGCACGGCGGCGCAGUAUGGAACAGUUGAUAGUGCCACCUUGAUUGUGGAAUCUAAUUAUUUUGUUGCCGCAAACCUUAUUGUUGUGAAUUCAGCGCCAAGGCCUAUUGGGGAACACCAGGGAGGGCAGGCAGUUGCAAUGAGGAUCACUGGCGACAAGGCUGCCUUCUACAAUUGCAAAUUCAAAGGGUUUCAAGAUACUCUCUGUGACGAUCGGGGCAACCAUCUCUUUAAGAACUGCUACAUCGAAGGCACUGUCGAUUUCAUUUUUGGGAGCGGCACUUCACUUUAUUUGAACACUGUGUUAUAUGUACUUGGGGAUGGCGGAUACACGGCGAUCACAGCACAUGCAAGGGAACUUACCACGGAGAGCAAUGGAUUCUCGUUUGUCCAUUGCAGCGUAACUGGCACUGGAAAGGGUACAUACUUGGGAAGAGCAUGGAGACCCAGUUCCAGAGUGGUUUACUCCUACACUACCAUGAGCGGCAUUGUCAAUCCUGCUGGAUGGAGCGAUAACUCCCACCCAGAACGUGACAGAACUGUUUACUAUGGAGAAUACAAAUGCUCGGGACCAGGUUCAAAUCUUUCUGGUCGUGUGAAUUAUGCAAAGCGAUUGAGUGACGCUGAAGCCCGACUCUUCCUCACCCUUCGCUUUAUUCAGGGUUCCUCAUGGUUGCUCCCUCCUCCAAUGCUGUAA